CUCGUGCGCCCUCGCUCCUACUCUUCGACAUCAAUGCUGCGUGAAUAACGAGGCUUUCGAUUAGCUGCCCACCUGCUUCGGCGCGCGCGCCAUGAUAAGCCCGGCCGGGGCUUCUCGCUAGCUGGGCAGGUCGUCUUUGCUCUCCACUCUCUUCCUCGACUCCCUCCGCUCCUCCUCCCCUCGCCGGAGCUUCGCGGGCAUGGCUGCUGCCGCGGCGGCGGCUGCGGCGGCGGAGGGGUUCGUCCGAGGUUCCGUCCACCCGAACGGCGUCGCCGUCAUCACCCUCGACCGGCCCAAGGCCCUCAACGCCAUGAACCUCGAAAUGGAUUUGAAGUACGCAAGCUUUCUUGACCUAUGGGAAUCUGAUCCCAAUGUGAAAUGUGUUCUGGUGGAGAGCAGCUCGCCUCGUGCAUUCUCUGCAGGUGGUGAUGUGAAGCAAAUAUCAACCAAAAACCAGCUGUCAGAUAUGAUUGAGGUGUUCAGUGCAGAAUAUUCAUUGAUAUGCAGAAUAUCAGCGUACAAGAAGCCAUAUAUAAGCUUCAUGGAUGGUAUCACCAUGGGAUUUGGAAUCGGCCUGUCUGGUCAUGGCCGCUUUCGAGUAGUAACAGAGAGGACCAUUCUGGCCAUGCCAGAAAAUGCGAUUGGAAUUUUUCCGGAUGUGGGAUUUGCAUAUAUAGCUGCUAAAAGUCCUGGAGGAGGAUCAGUUGGGGCCUAUCUUGGAAUGACUGGAAGUAGGAUCUCGACACCCUCUGAUGCACUAUAUGUUGGCCUGGGAACACACUAUGUGCCAUCUGGAAAACUAGGUUCCUUGAAGGAGGCCCUCUUAACAAAUUCCUUUUCUGGGGAUCCUUAUGAUGAUAUCGAAACAAUUUUGGCACAAUACAGUGGAGAUCUCAAGUCAGAGGCUCAAUUAAAGUUGCUUUUGCCUCAUAUUGUUUCUUGCUUUGGUGCAAAUAAAUCUGUUAUUGAGAUAAUGAAAGACCUGGAAAGGCUUAAACUGAAUCCCGAACCCAAAGUGGCCGAGUGGGCUAGCGAUGCUCUUCAGGGUAUGGGAAAAGGAGCUCCUUUCUCUCUUUGCUUAACACAAAACCAUUUCUCUAGAGUUGCAUCGGCCUUGGGGAAAAGAGACAGCGAUUUAUCAACUCUGAGCGGUGUGAUGAAAACUGAAUACCGCAUUGCCCUGAGGUCAUCCCUUCGACCUGACUUUGCUGAAGGUGUCCGUGCAGUUUUGGUGGAUAAGGAUCAGAAACCAAAAUGGCAACCGCCGACCUUGGACAAGGUUGAUCAUCACGAGGUGGACUCGCUCUUCGAACCAUUGGGCGAAGGGGUCGAGGACUUGAGAGUUGGAGCUCCGCCGCCGCGUAGUUGAAUAGAUAAGAACCGCUGCGACUACUGAGGAAUAAAAGUCCUAUUUGCUCAUGGUUUACCCUUCAACAUGUGAUGGGGCUGUCUGUAGCUCUUUACGUUUCCCUUAAGUUGGGAGUCCAGUAUGCAACUUCAACCGCCCGAAACUCACUACCGAUCCACCCGCCAUCUAUGGCUCGGUCCUCGGUCCUCGGAGGAUUUCGCGGGUAGCAGAUACGUUCUCUUCCCCCGUUUUCACGAUUCUCGGGUACUCCAUGGCUAGUGAUUAAGACAGGUUCGAGGUCAUUGAAUCAGCAUGGGGUUCAUGUCGUAAGCAGCCUUGACUCAUCAAAUUGGGGUAAUCCAAUUCCACGGCCAUGAUAAUGACUUGGUUCCACUUUGGAGCUCGGAAAAUGUUUUAUCUUUGAAUCAACAAGGAUGGCACUCUUUUUCCUUUGA
Molecule: messenger RNA, 1803 nt
Organism: Eucalyptus grandis
Lineage: Eukaryota; Viridiplantae; Streptophyta; Magnoliopsida; Myrtales; Myrtaceae
Product: 3-hydroxyisobutyryl-CoA hydrolase-like protein 3, mitochondrial
Biological process (GO): L-valine catabolic process
Cellular component (GO): cytosol
Molecular function (GO): 3-hydroxyisobutyryl-CoA hydrolase activity
Source: RefSeq, a predicted model, not a curated record